This is a messenger RNA of Helicoverpa zea (corn earworm), 3013 nucleotides long. RefSeq names its product facilitated trehalose transporter Tret1 (gene pippin). Bases 357 to 1931 code for a protein of 524 amino acids. Gene Ontology annotation, biological process: transmembrane transport. Gene Ontology annotation, molecular function: transmembrane transporter activity. The transcript has 7 exons. Lineage: Eukaryota; Metazoa; Arthropoda; Insecta; Lepidoptera; Noctuidae. The record is from RefSeq and is a predicted model, not a curated record. Gene Ontology annotation, cellular component: membrane.
GGUGCGCUCGGCACUCGAGCUCCGUGGAGGCUCGAGCACGCGGCACGCUCACUUCAGUCGGUCGGCGCUUCGCCCCGCUAGUAGUCGUCGGUCGUCGCGGCCACACGCCUCCGCAUCUCCACCUACACACGCACUAUUGAUCGCUUCAUUCAUAAUGUUUUGAAGUAUUCUCGCAAAACAAACCGGCCUUUUUGGUGCUAUAUUACAAAAGUAAAUCAAACAUGUUUUUUACGAGACACUAAUAAAUAAGACUAUUUUUAUUAGCAUUUUUUCAAAAUAAGUGAGACAUUUGAAGAACAAUUUUGAACAGUAUUAUUUUAUACGAGUUUUUGUUGUUGGUGAAAAAAAAGUCCAACAUGAAGGAUAAGAAAAAAGGCGAUGGAGCCCACGAGGCAAUGCUGGGCGAUGGUCAGGUGCCACAGAUCGUCAGCAAAGAGACCAAGAAAGCAGACGAAUAUGAAGCCCUUCAGAGUUUCCUGAGGAGUAUCAGUUCCACAGCGACACUACCACCUUAUGUGAAAGGAGAAACUUACUCCUCCACGCGAGGCGUGUUCAACCAGUGCCUAAUAACAUGCGCCGUCCUUAUUCUGGCGGCGGGAGCUGGUCACCCUAUUGGUUUCUCGGCCGUCGCCCUGCCGCAGCUCAGGAUCGAGAACAGCACCAUGAGGAUAGAUGAAGAAAUGGGAUCUUGGAUCGCAAGCAUUCAUUCGGCGGCGACGCCACUGGGAUCGAUGUUAUCUGGUCCGAUCAUGGAGGCUAUCGGGCGAAAGCGGACCCUGCAAGCAUGCACCCUGCCUCUCAUUGUCGGCUGGAUCAUAAUAGGCACGGCCUCUCAUCACGCCUUGCUUCUCCUCGGUCGGAUCGUGUGCGGAUUCGCCGUUGGCAUCAUGGCAGCACCUUCGCAGGUUUACUUAGGGGAAAUUUCAGAGCCAAGACUGAGAGGGUUAUUAAUAGGCACGCCUUUCGUUGCGUAUUCUCUUGGCGUGUUGUAUGUCUACGCGCUAGGAGGGGCUCUGCCAUGGCGGUCGGUGGCUCAUCUAUCCACUGUGCUGCCAGCCCUGGCCUUCAUAGCUUUGUGCCUGUCACCUGAGAGCCCCACGUGGCUGGCACGACGGGGACGCUUCCACGACGCUAUGGCUGCAAUGUCACGCCUGCGCGGGGAUCCAGACACUGCCCAACGUGAACUCCACGAGUUGAUAUCAGCCCGGGAGAAGGAAAAGGCUCGCGGUGAAGAGAAGAUAAACUUCCUAGAGACUGUUAGACGGGCGCCGGUGCUGAAGCCACUGCUCCUGAUCAACGCCUUCAACAUACUGCAGAUAUUGUCCGGCAGUUACGUUGUUAUCUUCUACGCUGUGGACAUCGUUAAAGACUCCGGUGGCGCACUUCAACCCACUAUGGCAGCUAACGCGAGUGCACUGGUGCGACUGGCAGUGACGGUGAUAGCGUGCAUCCUCCUGCUCCGCAUCACGCGGCGCGCGCUGGUGCUGGUGUCGGGCAUCGGCACGGCGGUGUGCACACUGGCGCUCGCCGCGCUGCUCUCGCAGGGCCCCGGCUCCGGCGUCACGCCCCCCGCACUCAUCCUCGGCUACGUCGCCUUCAACACCCUCGGCUUCUUCCUCCUACCUGGACUCAUGAUCGGAGAACUCCUACCCACCAAAGUUCGAGGACUAUGCGGCGGCUACAUAUUCUGCCUCUUCAACUCUGUCCUCUUCGGAUUCACUAAGCUAUACCCAGUCAUGAAAAACAGUAUAGGCAUCGCCGGAGUGUUCGGACUAUUUGGUGCCUCAUCCCUUCUCGCUACCGUAGUUCUAUUCCUUCUUCUGCCAGAGACGAAAGGCAAGUCUCUUCUACAAAUAGAACAGUAUUACCAAAAACCUAAUAUUUUGUGGAUCUCGCGUAAGAAAAUGACGACAGAAAGCCAAAGGGUCUGAAGGUACUUAUUUAAAGGUGUUGUACUUAAUAAGCGAGCGUGUGAGUUGUGACUGCUUGCAUGAUAUGUGAGUACUCCUUUAGUAGUGAUGUACCUUGUAGAUAAAAUGACAAAAUCUCAACCGAUACCUCAAUCAAAAUAUAAGGAUAUUUAUACCCGAUUACCGGAAAAGGGUAACUGCUAUCGCACUAACUCGAUGAAGCUGUUAUAUAUUCUGUGAUAAAAGACUAAUAUCCGUAGCAUUCGAUAAAAGUAAUCAGAUGCCUUCAUUAUUGAACAAUAAAUAGGUAUUGAAGCUCCAUGAGCCAUAAAUAAAUAAUUUGCUAUUUAAUUCAAUCGAUUAGGUAGAGUAAGAAAGAAGAUUUAAAUGUAAAUGUAUAUUUUAUCAAUACAAAGCUGUUAUAUACUACUGUUACAAGUAGAGGAAUGUGAUUUUACGUAUCCGAAAAAUGAGCUAACUUAUUUUAAACACAAAUAAAAUACAUUGAAAUUAAAUCACUAGUUAUAAGUAAAUUCACUUAUGCGGUUAUUCCGUUAUCAAGACCAUGCCUUUUGUAAUGUUUCUAAUACGAUGUAAAACCAAAAAUAACUGCGGUAUUAAAUACCAUUGUAAUAUAGCAAUGAGAGAUUUUUAUCUGUGAUUUAUGUAAAUGUCCGCUUAAGAGAUGUAUUUGCAGGCGAUUAAUUAGGUAUAGAAAUAUAAUAUUUAUGUACUUAUCGAUGUUUAUCAAGGUAUUUAAUAUUUAUCAUGUUUCUAUGAACAAUCCAUAACUGAAAACUAAACCAUGUCCUGAAAACGUAUAGGUAUAAAAGCAACUUUGUAACUCGUUUACAAGAGAUAAUGAAAUCUUAGGUACAUAAAAAUAAAAAUAUUGUACAUUAUAAUGAGCCUAUUUGAAUAUGAAGGCUUUUAUUCUCGAAUACAACAAUAUAUUACUAUUAUUUAUUUUCACACGCUGCCAACUGACUGGUUAGACGUGGGUAAGACCAAGAGCAUGAAGUUUAUUUUUGUAGAUCGACAUAAUUAUGUCCAACUAAACAUCAUGUAUUGAAAAAAUAAACAUCAUGUUAUUUAACUACCAA